Neltuma alba is the source of this 3157-nucleotide messenger RNA. Its product is annotated as pentatricopeptide repeat-containing protein At4g13650. The record is from RefSeq and is a predicted model, not a curated record. Gene Ontology annotation, molecular function: RNA binding; protein binding. The transcript is spliced from 3 exons. NCBI's taxonomy places the organism in Eukaryota, Viridiplantae, Streptophyta, Magnoliopsida, Fabales, Fabaceae. Gene Ontology annotation, biological process: RNA modification. The coding region runs from base 909 to 3050 and encodes 713 amino acids.
UCGGACCAUUGCGCCGUCGUUGGGUGAGGGAAUCUCCAUAGUUCGUGACUAUUACUUCUCUGUGCGCCUUGUCUCAUUUUCAUAUCUCUGCUCAGCAUUGUUCGAUCGGUUAUGUCCUUCAAUCUCUCUGGUUUUUAAAUAAUUUUCCAAUGUCCUAGUUGCUACUUGCAUCCAGUCCAUUGUUCUUGUGGUGGAAUACGUGAUAAUUGUCAUUUCCAAUGCAUGAUGUCCUCGUUUUGAGAAUGCAAACUUGCUGAAUGGAGUUGACCGAAACUACGAAGAACCCAGGUUAUUCUUGGAAGUUGGCAAGAAGGGAUAUAUAUCAAACGUGCACCUGACUCAGACAAAAUUUUAUAGUUUUAUAAUCAUAGUAAAAACCUUGUCCAGUCCAUAUUGUCAACUUAUGUUAAUCUCAUCUUUCGCUACGGAACCCUUUCUUGCCAAUAAAACCUCCAAAAGCUUGCAGAGAGCGUCCUGAAGAAGAGGAGCUGCUACCGCGUUUUAAGGGGUUGUUAUUGAAACAGAAAUUUCUGAUGAAAUUUGGUUGUUGAAUCUUUGCUACAUCUUCUCACAAUUUCCUCCGACAUUUCGUACUGUAGACUGUUGCUCUCUCCCCGUAUAUCUGAGCGCGUUUACCUUCGCGGGAAACAUGUCCCUGCUAGUGCUGGUUCCUAACACUGGGCUGUUUAACAUAUCGGCGGCUAUGCACAUCAACAUUAAUGCCGUCAAGGGCUUGCAGGAUGUCCUCAAGCCCAACCUGGGUCCCAAGGGCACCAUCAAAAUGUUGCUUGGUGGGGCUGAGGACGUUAAGCUCUUUAAAGAUGGGAACGCUCUUUUGAAAGAAAUGGUGCAACAUUAGUGAAUAAGGGAAAAGUGAGGUUUCUUGGAGAGCUCUUCUCGACGUUAUAAUGUCUCUGAAAAUUUUCCUUUUGGGUAUUUGGAAGUACGAUUGGCGGAAAGAAAGGUUCAGACUGCAUGCAACCCUUCAUCGGCCCUCAGAAUCUCAUCUCACCAAUGUAGCAGUCUCCACCAAUAUUUUGAUAACCAAGCAUGCCAAAUCUGGUGAUCUAGAAGCAGCACGCCGCUUGUUUGAUGAAAUGAGACAUCGUACAGUUGUCUCAUGGAAUACCCUGAUUUCUGGCUAUUCCAAAUGGGGAAGAUACAAUGAAGCUUUAGCUCUUGCUUCGCUCAUGCAUCACUGUAAUGUCAAACUCAAUGAAAGCUCCUUUUCUACGUUACUGAGUGUAUGUGCACACUCUGGGUCUCUCUGUCAUGGAAUUCAAGUUCAUUCCAUGCUUUUCAAAUCUGGUUUUGCGAGCUUUGAUCUUGUUGGAAGUUCUUUGCUGAAUUUUUACUCACGUUGCUUUAAAAUUGAGGAGGCUAAGUUGGUUUUUGAUGAGCUGCAUGGUGGGAAUGAGCUGUUGUGGAGUUUGGUGCUCUUGGCAUAUGUCAGGUGUAACAUGAUGGGUGAUGCGUUGGAGAUAUUUGAUAAAAUGCCAACCCGGGAUGUUGUGACCUGGACUAUAUUGAUAUCAGGGUAUGCUAAGCGUGAAAAUGGGAGUGAAAGGGCUUUGGAAUUGUUUGAGCAGAUGAGAAGUUUUGGGACAUUGCCAAAUCAGUUUACCUUGGACUGUGUUAUUAGGACUUGUGCUGAACUGAGAGUUCUACAUAAAGGGAAGGCUGUUCAUGGGUUCUGUAUUAAGUGUGGGUUUGAUUUUGACAGCUCAAUUAAUGGUGCACUUGUUGAACUUUAUUGCGAUUGUGAAGCCAUACAUGAUGCCAUUAGAGUUUAUGAGGAAAUAGAAGAACCUUGUUCGAAUAUUUCAAACUCAUUGAUAAACGGCCUUGUCUCAACUGGACAAAUUGACAAAGCUGAGCUAGUCUUCUUUGGAUUGAAAGAGACAAAUCUGAUUUCGAUCAAUAUGAUGAUUAAAAGUUAUGCUAUGAACGGACAAGCUGAGAAAUCAAAGAGAUUAUUUGAGCAAAUGAGUCCUAAGACUAUAACUUCCUCAAAUACUAUGAUUUCUGUAUAUUCCAGGUGUGGUGAACUUGAUAGAGCGGUGAAGAUCUUCAGUGAAACUAAAGGGGAAAGAGACUCUGUGACAUGGAAUUCAAUGAUGUCUGGGUACAUUAUGAACAAUCAGCAUGAGGAGGCUUUGAAGCUUUACGUAGCUAUGCGCAGAUUAGAGGUUGACUAUACCAGAUCAACAUUUUCUGUCCUAUUUCAUGCUUGCGCGUGUCUUGGAUUUCUUCAACAAGGACAAUUACUUCAUGGCAACUUGAUUAAGACACCAUUUCAAUCUAACGUUUAUGUUGGGACUUCACUUAUAGACAUGUAUUCCAAAUGUGGUCACCUCACUGAUGCUCAAAGGUCCUUCAUUAACAUUUAUUUACCCAAUGUGGCUGCAUGGACUGCCCUUAUAAAUGGCUAUGCAUAUCAUGGAGUUGGCUCUGAGGCAAUUUCAGUCUUGGAAUCCAUGUUAGCUCAAGGAGUUGUCCCAAAUGCAGCUACUUUUGUUAGCAUUCUAUCUGCAUGUGGCCAUGCUGGUCUAGUUGAUGAAGGCUUGGCAAUUUUCUACUCAAUGAAAAGAUCCUACGGAGUAGACCCAGCUAUAGAACAUUACACAUGUGUGGUGAGUCUUCUUGGUCGUUCAGGUCAUCUAAGAGAAGCUGAGGAAUUUAUUAAAAGAGUGCCUAUUGAAACAGAUGCGAUGAUCUGGGAAACUUUGCUUCAUGCUUGUUGGUUCUGGAAGGACAUGGAAAUUGGUGAAAGAGCUGCUGAGAAGUUGCUUAGUUUCGAUCCAAAAUCAAUAUCUGCUUUUGUUGUUCUGUCCAACAUAUAUGCUGUUCAAGAAAGGUGGGGACAAAAGCUGAAUAUGAGGAAGAGAUUGCAGAGUUUGAAAUUGAGAAAAGAUCCAGGGUGCAGCUGGAUUGAAUUGAACAACAAUAUUCAUUUGUUCUCUGUAGAGGAUAGAAGCCAUCCUUGUUCUGAUGCUAUAUUUGAAACCAUAGAGCAUAUUACAGCAACUAUAAAUUCUAGUAUAGUAUGAGAAAAUAAGUGUUGGCCUUAUUUUCACAUGGCACAUCCUGUGGUUCUUAAGGUUGUGUAACAGUAAUGUGAAUGGAUAUCUAUUGAAAAUUUGACCCCCCCUUCUCA